Messenger RNA from Rhizophagus irregularis DAOM 181602=DAOM 197198, 222 nucleotides. RefSeq lists its product as uncharacterized. NCBI's taxonomy places the organism in Eukaryota, Fungi, Glomeromycota, Glomeromycetes, Glomerales, Glomeraceae. The record is from RefSeq and is a predicted model, not a curated record.
AUGAAAAAAAGACCCUGCCUUAUUUGUAGAUUUCCUACUGAUGCUGAUUCAGCUUCAAUUUUCGAACUGGGUGAUGGGAAUGAAUCCCUUCAACCCAGAAUCCCUGAAGCUCCAAUUUUCGAGCUAAGUGAUGUGGCUAGACCCCUUCAACCCAGAAUCUAUGAAGCUCCGGUUUCUGAGUCAGAUGAUGAGGAUAUAGGUCUAGGUCUAUUUGGGGAUUAG